UUGCUUUUCCCCUUUAAUUUUUUUUGGGGGGCCCCCCAAGAGAGUGGGGCCCUAAGCUAGAGCUUGUUUAGCUUAUCCGUAAAUCAACCAUGCCCCAAUCUUUUCCAAACCAUUCAUCCUGGACUAAGGGACUUUGUACGAGUUUCUUUGGUUGCCAUUUUUUGAUUUAGGCGUUCCAUUUCACAUCCUCCCGAAAAACCAUAACUUGACAACAACGGCCCAAUCCCUGCGACGAAAACAUGUUUUCCCCCCUCGGCUUCUCACCAAAUUGUGGGGAGAACCUAGAAUUACGCAGACGGCGUUAAUUAUUUUUAUUUAACGUUGUCACAAUUCCUCUUCACCCCUUGGAGGGUUCUAAAUACCAAUAAUCAGGAAAACGAAGAACGCAAGAAAGAACACCUGUGAUUAAAACCAAAUAAUAAUAUUCAUAGCUUUUCCUGGCGGGGCUGGGAUGGGGAAAAUGGCAAUUUUGACCAUGGUAUAUUUAUCCUAUUAUCUGAAACCCCUGAUGAAAUUGGGCGGUUUGGAAAUCGGGUUCUGCAAAAGUGCAGAAAGGAGGGAUAAUAUUUUUCCGGCUGCAGAUGACGUGGUUGAUGUUUUUGUGUUGGCUGUUGUCGCAGGACAGCUGUGCGAUGCUGAUGAUUAGAAGACAAUUCAUCAGACCUUUGCGACUCCAGGAAAACUGCUACAGCCCAGGUGAUCUCAUUGUCGGUGGGAAUUUGCCUCUCUUCAGAGCUCUAGUCAGAAAGUUAUCCUUUGAACAGUAUUUCAGAGAAGGGGACUCCCCCCAUUUCAUAUUCUGGCCUCUUUGAGCAAGAUUCAGUUUAACAACACGGCUGGGGAUGAGAUAUAUUUUACAGAACAUGACAAGAGACCGGCAGCCUAUGAUAUUCUGAACGGCGUCUUCUUCCCCAACGGAUCGUGGGCCGAAGUGAAAGUUGGAGGUUUGGAUCCUCGCGCAGCCCCAGGAGAGGACUUCAGCAUUAACCCCGAUGCAAUCGUGUGGAUUACUCAGAAGACUCCAUUCUCCAGGUGUGUAGAAAGUUGCCCUCCGGGACAGAGCAGAAAAGUUCUAGAGGGGAGGCCGGCUUGCUGCUACGAAUGUGUCUCUUGCCCAGAAGGGACCUUCUCUAACCAGACAGACGCAGUUCACUGCACCAAGUGCCCCGAAGAUCAAUACCCAAACAAAAAGCAAGACCAGUGUAUUUCCAAGAAGACCAGCUUCCUCUCUUACCAAGAUAUUCUUGGGAUGGUUUCAGCUUCUCUGGCUCUCCUGCUGUUCCUCACAACCUCCCUAGUUCUGGCGAUCUUCAUCCAGCAACGCGACACACCCAUUGUCAAAGCCAACAACCGAGACCUCACCUACGUCCUCCUCGCCUCCCUCCAGCUCUGCUCCCUCUGCCCCUUCCUCUUCAUCGGCCGUCCCAAGAAGACCAUCUGCCUUCUCCGUCAAAUGGCUUUCGGCACCGUUUUCUCUGUUGCCGUCUCUUCCGUACUGGCAAAAACCAUCACGGUCGUCCUGGCCUUCGUGGCCACCCAGCCGGGAAACGUGGCGAGGAAGGUUUUGCGGAGACGACCGGCCAACUCCAUUGUGGUGGCCUGCCCGUUUAUCCAAGCCGUUAUCUGCGCCGUCUGGCUCGCAACCUCUCCGCCAUUCCCAAACCUGGACUUCCAUUCCACGCCAGGAGAGAUCGUAGCCGAAUGCAACGAAGGUUCGGCCGCCAUGUUUUACACCGUCCUGAGUUACCUGGCUUUUCUGGCCCUGGUCAGCUUCCUGGUGGCUUUCUUCGCUAGAAAGUUGCCCGAUAGUUUCAAUGAAGCCAAGUUCAUCACCUUCAGCAUGUUGGUCUUCUGCAGCGUUUGGGUCUCCUUUGUCCCAACCUACCUGAGCACCAAGGGCAAGUUCACGGUGGCUGUGGAGAUCUUCUCCAUCUUGGCUUCCGGCGCUGGUCUUCUGAGUUGCGUUUUCUUCCCCAAAUGUUACAUUAUUCUCCUGAGGCCUCACCUCAACAGCAAAGAUCAUCUAGUUAGGAAAAAGCGUAAGACAAUUUAACAGAAUUUUUAAGUUAAAUUAUUCUGUACAGUAAAUAAAUAAAUUCCAUUCCGUAUCUGGGUU
This is a messenger RNA of Podarcis muralis (Common wall lizard), 2116 nucleotides long. Lineage: Eukaryota; Metazoa; Chordata; Lepidosauria; Squamata; Lacertidae. The record is from RefSeq and is a predicted model, not a curated record.